Molecule: messenger RNA, 4452 nt
Organism: Neomonachus schauinslandi (Hawaiian monk seal)
Lineage: Eukaryota; Metazoa; Chordata; Mammalia; Carnivora; Phocidae
Gene: RNF168
Product: ring finger protein 168
Exons: 7
Coding region: 365-2071 (568 amino acids)
Biological process (GO): protein ubiquitination; double-strand break repair
Cellular component (GO): nucleus; site of double-strand break
Molecular function (GO): nucleosome binding; ubiquitin-protein transferase activity
Source: RefSeq, a predicted model, not a curated record
GGUGGGAGGGGCCGUUUGGGUGGGCAGUUGUGACGUCACUAGCCCUUGUCGGGUUGCUACGGCACCACUGCUAAGAUUAGGUAUUUUUGGCUGACCUAAGGAAGGGGACUGUGGGCUCAGGGCGCCGGUAAACGGCUCCAGGUGCACGAAAGCUGGAAUGUGGGGGCUCGCGUGCUGCCGCCACAACAACGGUAAAACGGAAGUCCUGCUCCCGCGCAGCUCGGCGUCCGGGCGGAAACAGCGUUCUUCUCGGAGCUGAGGCCCCGAAGCUUCGGGCCUGGGCGGCCUCGGGCUUGGCUGCCGGGAGCUAAGGGAGCACCCUCAGCUGGUAUUGAUGUUGAGCAUGCCUUUUUAGCAUAUUAAAAUGGCUGUACCCAAAACCGCCAUCCCUUCCUUGUCGGAAUGCCAGUGCCGCAUCUGUGUGGAAAUCCUAAUCGAGCCCAUAACACUGCCUUGUAACCACACGCUCUGUAACCCAUGCUUCCAAUCGACUGUCGAAAAGGCGAGUUUAUGCUGUCCCUUCUGUCGCCGCCGGGUCUCUUCGUGGACCCGAUACCAUACCCGAAGAAAUUCUCUUGUCAACAUGGAACUGUGGGAAUUAAUCCAAAAACACUAUCCAAAGGAAUGCGAGCUUAGAGUUUCUGGGCAGGAAUCAGAGGAAAUCGUUGAUGACUGUCAGCCAGUUCGCUUAUUAAGUAGACCCGGGGAAUUGAGAAGAGAGUAUGAGGAGGAGAUAAGCAAGGUGGAGGCAGAGCGACGAGCCAGUGAGGAAGAAGAAAACAAAGCCAGUGAAGAAUACAUACAGAGAUUAUUAGCAGAGGAGGAAGAGGAGGAAAAACGACAGGCAGAAAAAAGGCGAAGAGAGAUGGAAGAACAAGUGAAAAGUGAUGAAGAACUAGCAAAGAAGCUAAGCAUUAAUAUUAACAAUUUCUGUGAUGGAAGUGUCUUGGCUUCUCCCUUGAAUUCCAGAAAAUCUGAUACAGUCACAACCAAGUCUCAAAAGAAAAGUAAGAACAAACAAACAAACACUGGAGAUAUUCAUAAGUAUUUGUCACCUAAAUCUCAGUUUGGGUCAGCAUCACAGUUUGAAAUUGUACAAGAAAGGAGGAAGGACUCCACGUCUAAGGAAACUGACAGUAGUGUUGUAAAGAGCCCUGCAUGGCAAGAUACAGAAAUUGAGGAAGAUAUGCCAACACUUUCUCGGCAAAUAUGCGUGGAAAUUCAAGAACAGGGUGAAAAGUCUUCAGAGUCACCCAUGCCUCAGUUAUGUGCCAAUGGUGGAGAAUGGUGCCUUGAAGGGGAAGUCAAAGUGAGACCAACGAAUCAUGAUAAAGAGCUAAGUGUCCUAAAUCAUGAGGGACCUGAAGGCAGAGUUCCCUGCUCUGGGGAAGCUGCAGUUAAGCCUUAUGGCAAAACAGAGAGUGGGUGCACUGUAUCAGGUAUGACACAGAUAAUUGGAAGUAAUACAGUUGAGACAGAAAAUGAAGACUCUUGUCUAUCGAUCAGUAAAGAUAUUUCCAAAAGAAAAAACCCGGAAUCUUUGUCUGAAGCAGUCAGGGAUCCAUGCGUUUCUGCAAAAAGAAGGAAAAUGUUCCCCGAAGCUUCCUCAGAUCAAGAGGAAACAGAAAUCAACUUUACCCAAAAACUGAUAGAUUUGGAACACUUACUUUUUGAGAGACAUAAACAAGAAGAACAGGAUAGGUUAUUAGCGUUACAGCUUCAGAAAGAAGUAGAUAAAGAACAAAAGAAGCCAAACCGGCAAAAAGGAUCCCCAGAUGAGUAUCAUUUACGUCCUACCUCUUCACCUCCAGACAAAUUGUUAAAUGGACAGAGGAAGAAUUCCAAAGAUAGGAACUUCAAAAAACAGACUGAUACAGAGCAUUCAAAAUCUCGGAGAGGCUCAAAAAAUGAAAAUUGGCAGCCGUCUUUUAAGAUCCAGUUGAAACAUUCAGUUAAUGGGAGAAAGGUGCCAAAUUCUUCUAGAGAUAAUUGUAAUGUAUCUAAAAGUUCCCUACAGCCUAGUAAGUCACAGAAAAGUAUUUUUCAGAUGUUUCAGAGAUAUACAAAGUAAUGCAUGGGGAGAAGGAGUGUUUUAUAAUCUAGUAAAGCUGGAUUAUGAAGCUCUCUUUUCUGUCAUAGACUCUUUAUAAUGGUCACACUCAUCGUCUAUAAAGGACUGUGUGAUUACAAGGGAGGACUAUAUAAAUGUGUUUCUGCCAAACUCAGUGGUAAGCAGGAGUCCCAAUCCUUUGCUUUUUUAAUAAUUAUGAUGUACUAAGUUUGACAAUCCUUACGGAUAUAAAAAUGCCUUGGUGAACUCCCAAGAAAUCUUCAAGUGCCAUUCUGUUUCCCAGAAAUGCAUGUUUUACAGCCUUUGCUUCCCUUCUUGUCCUAACUAGUAAUCAAAGCAAGAUGGUACUAUACGGAGUAGUUAGGAACCCAGGCAGGGUGAGUUUUCUUGCCACUUUCCCAUAUAUUUGCAGAGCACUUGAAAUGCAUCUUCCAUAACACUAAAGUAAUCUAGUUUUCAUCUCCACUUUAAUUAUUUUAACCAUUAUAGCAUUUUCUUCAAUUUAAAAUGGUUUAUGAUCAAUGCGUAAUCAGAAAAAUCAGAGUUUCCUGGAAAAUUAGGAAUCAGUUGACAGAAAGGAAACUAGGCUCUUGAUGCAAAAGGAGUUAAGAGUUGGGGUGCAGCUCUGUGGGGGCAGGUUGACCAUUUGGAAGUGUUGGAACUGAGUGAGUGAUCAGAAACUGGGCCUCGGAUGGAGUAGCCAGUGGAGUUUGGUAGAGGGUUCUCCCUCCUCCUUUCUUUGCUAAAUGACAUGGAAAACAUUUGGGUUUUAUAGCUUUUCACAUCAUAGUAUCUGGUAUCAAAAUCAAAAUCAAUUGCUAAAUUGCCUGAAAUUUAGGGAUUUCACAUUUCUAUUAAUCUGCUAUUCCAGGAAAAAAAUGGGAUUUUACUGUAGGAGAGUUAAAUAUAAUAUCUUUUGUUGUGGGACCUGAGACAUAACCAUGUGUUUAUUUCCUUAUAUUAUCAUUUGUAUUGAUGCUGACUUUUAUAUGUGUUUAUGGGCAGAAAAAGAGAGUCUGAUGCUUGGGUUUUGCCAUCUUACCCCUGAAAGUUAAAUCAGAAGGCAGUGAUUUCAUUUUGUGAAAUUUAACUUGGAGACUAUUAAUCUUUUUUUCAUUAAUAUAAACAAUUUUAAGCAAAUAGCAGUUUUAACAGCAUUUCUGCUGAUCUCUAGUUGUCCAUCCUUUAAAAGUAAAAAUAAAACAUUCUAGAGCUAAUUCUAGCUUAAAUUUGUCAAUAUUUUUGUACAUUAUUAAGAUUUUUUUCCCUCCAAAUUUUGUAACUGAAAUUCUGUUAAUCUUUGCAUAGUUAAUGGCAUCUAUUCUGAUAUUGAUCGGGUAAUUAUGGGUAGAAUUCUGAUGCUAAUUUAAAAUCUAGUUUGCCCUUUCUCAAAAAAAAAAAAGUGAUUGCCCUCUGAGUAAUGAUUGUGCUGGAAUGAAGUCUAGUCAGAAACUAACCAAAUUUCUCCAAAAUACACUAAUAUCUGUCUUCUCAUCAAACCAGUAUUUUUCUAAGAGCAAUUUCACUUAACAUUUUAGGGUGGACACUGUUAGAACUCCUCAAAAGUUGUAUAAUUAAAUUUUCCUGGAAUAGUCCAUGACCAAAAAGGGGAAAAAAUAGUGUGACAUAUAUAGGAUUUAUACAUUUAACCACUUAUUUGUCUGUGAAUAAGUUUUCCUGACCUUAAGAUAAAUUUUAAUUUCUCUGUUAGUUUUUCUGAUAGCCCUACCUUAUAUGCCUUUUCGUUAGAAACUAAUAAAUGUUUUGUGUCAGUCAUUAGAGUAUAUUGCUACUUUUUCCUCUCAUUUUUGUGGAGGGAUAGGAGAGUGUUUAACUUCUCAGGGAGCACUAGAACAGUGCAGAGGUUGAGAAUCUGAAAAUUAAAAUAAUAAAAAUUAAAAUGGUCUAUUACAUGUAUUUUACCACAAUUAAAAAAUAAAAAUUAACUACAUAAAAAUAAAAAGUUCUGCAUAACAAAAACUACUACCAUAAUGGAAAAUUGGAAGACAUGGCAAAUGGCGGGAGGGUUGGCGGGGAGUAGAUGCAGUUCAUCACAAAGAGCUCAUUUCCUUUAUGCAAAGUAUCUGCUGAACAUUAUGAAAACAACUAAUAACUUGAAAGGAAAAUUAGAAAUGUUCCCAAGAAACAUAGUUCCCAGGAAAGGAAAUACAAAUGUCUCUUAAAUAUGUGAAAAGAUGCAAAAUGUCACUUACACUAAUGUUUAUACAUUUUUCUACCCUUCACAUUAGUUAAGAUAAAGGUGUUUUUUUGUUUUGCUUUUGUGUAUGUAUGUGUGUUUAAAUCUUGGCAAGAGUGUGGGGAAAUAGGCACUGUUAUCUGUUGGUUGGUAUCAGCAGAAAAUUUAAAAUCCCAAUUCCGAA